Messenger RNA from Plasmodium fragile, 807 nucleotides. RefSeq lists its product as uncharacterized. Lineage: Eukaryota; Apicomplexa; Aconoidasida; Haemosporida; Plasmodiidae. The record is from RefSeq and is a predicted model, not a curated record. Gene Ontology annotation, cellular component: nuclear exosome (RNase complex); cytoplasmic exosome (RNase complex); nucleolus. Bases 1 to 807 code for a protein of 268 amino acids. The transcript is spliced from 8 exons. Gene Ontology annotation, biological process: poly(A)-dependent snoRNA 3'-end processing; nuclear mRNA surveillance; rRNA catabolic process.
AUGUCGAAGUAUAGGGCCCCCCUCCCUCCGUACAAUUUCAAAAGCAAAAUAGAGAAAAUCGACGAGGAGUUCCGCAGGAGUGGCACCUUCAGAAGAAUAAACAACCGCAAGAACAAUGAAAUCAGGGAUAUGUUCAUAAAACUGGGGGCCGAUGGAUAUUCUGACGCGUCCUGUUUUUACUCCCUGGGAAACACCAAAAUAUUGGCACUCAUAUAUGGACCGAAACCGGACUCCAAGAAUGCAACUUACGACAAGGGGAAGGUUUUUUUGGAAAUAAAAAGUUUGAAUAUGAAUGACCAUGGGGCCAACGACGAGAGCGAUGAAAAUAUAAAAAACCUGUUACUAGAAUGCGUUUCGAGCGUUAUUCUGCUGGACCAGUACCCACAGUGUUCCAUUAACAUAAAGUGUCUAAUCAUUCAGAACGAUGGAGGCUGUCUGAGUGCCACCCUGACAUGCAUAUCGCUUGCAUUAAUCAAUGCCCAAAUUAAAAUGCGGGACAUUAUCGUUUCCGUAAAUGUGAAUUCGAUCAUUUGCCCAAACACGAAGAGAAUGUUUCAUCUUGUGGACGUGGACAGUUUGGAGGAAAAGUACUACGGGGGGAAAUACGACACGAACAGUAUAACCCUGGGGAUCUGUCUGAACCUCAGAACAGUGUGCUUCUUUCAUGGAUCCGGGAACUCCUUUAACAGCAAAACGUUGUCCGAGAUCAUCAGCUACGCCGAAUGCGCAUGCAGGUCCCUGGGGUGCGAAAUAAAGACAGUACUAAAAAACUACAUGGCGAAGAAGCAUGAAAUUUCGUGCACCUAG